Oikopleura dioica is the source of this 1515-nucleotide messenger RNA. Lineage: Eukaryota; Metazoa; Chordata; Appendicularia; Copelata; Oikopleuridae. The record is from the annotation of a GenBank genome assembly.
AUGGUUGUUGCCGCCGCCGUUUUCCUUCUGGCGGGUGUAGCGGUGGCACAGGACUUCAACAAGAAGUUCGAGUACCAGUAUUCCUUCAAGGGCCCCUACAUAACGCAGACUGAUGGAACCAUUCCCUUCUGGUCUCAUCACGGACACGCUCUUGCCGGCGACGACAACAUCCGUCUUGUUCCAUCUUUGAGAAGCCGUCAGGGCUCUGUUUGGACAAAGAAGGCCUUUGAAAAAGACUGGUGGGAGAUCGAGGUCUUCAUCCGCAUUUCCGGACGUGGCAAAGUCGGCGCCGACGGAAUGGGAAUUUGGUACACAGUCGAAAACGGCGAAAUGACCGACCCACAGAAAAACGUCUACGGCGCGAAGGAUCAGUGGAUGGGCUUGGGUAUCUUCCUCGACUCGUUCGACAACAACGGCAACCACGACAAUCCAAAAAUCAUGGCUUUUAUUAACGACGGAACUAAUUCUUAUGACCAUGCUAAUGAUGGUGGUUCUACUGCGCUGUUUUCCUGCCGCCGGGACUUUCGAAACAAGCCUUAUCCAGUCAGACUGAAGAUUCGUUACUACAAAAGCACGCUGACGAUCUUCUACCACGCGGGAGUCACUGAAUUUGACGAUUACGAGUUCUGCGGCUCUGCUGAUAAUGUUGUUCUGGAAAAAGGCUUCUUCGGUUUGUCCGCGGCUACAGGUGGCCUGAGCGAUGAUCACGACGUCAUGAAGUUCCUGACACACUCCAUAACCGAUCCAGAGAGCAAGGAUGCCCAGCCGGACGAGGCGGAACAAGAGGAGAUUCAGAAAUUGGAGGAAGAGCUCAAGCAAAAAGUAGACGAGCUCAACACGAAAUUCACCGAGGAUAAGGAGAAAUUCGCCGAGGAGAAUCCAGAUCUAGCACCGAAAGAGCAGCUCGACAUUGGAAGCGAUGAUCCACAAUUGCAGCUGAUUUUUACUGUUCAAAAUCACAUCCAGCAAAAUAUCAAGACGAUCGCGUCGGACAUUGCGUCUGUCAAAGAAAUGAUAGAUAUGUUGCCCGCUAAGAUUUCCGUACCCGCAGCUGCGGAGAGCACUGGCAACGCUAAAGAUGCUUCUCCUCCCAAUCCUCCAAGUCAGGCAUCUAAUGAGGCUGUUGAUGCUAUCAGGAUAGUUGACGGGAAGACGAGCAAGAUGACUAACGACCUGAAUGCACUUCGCCAAGAACUCUCUAAAAUCGCAAACGCCGUGGCCACUCUUCAAUCGCAGCCAAAAGCGGCGACGGGCAACCCGAGUCAAAACAUCGAGGACGCCCAGUUCCGAAAGCUCCAGCAAGACACGAUGAAUAAUCUCAAGCAAGACAUUCAGACAAUGACGCUCAAAAUCGGCAACAUCGAGCGGCAAAAAAGCGCCUGCCCCAAGAUCCCGGAAGUUUCCUGUGUCUCUUCCACCACCUUCGUCUUCCUAACUCUCGUACAAAUUUGCGUCAUUGCCUUUUUGGUCCACUACAAGAUGAGCCAAGAGGCACAGGCCAAGAAAUUCUUUUAG